Messenger RNA from Aspergillus clavatus NRRL 1, 1575 nucleotides. RefSeq names its product cytochrome P450. The coding region runs from base 1 to 1575 and encodes 524 amino acids. Gene Ontology annotation, biological process: ergosterol biosynthetic process. The transcript has 4 exons. Lineage: Eukaryota; Fungi; Ascomycota; Eurotiomycetes; Eurotiales; Aspergillaceae. Gene Ontology annotation, molecular function: iron ion binding; oxidoreductase activity, acting on paired donors, with incorporation or reduction of molecular oxygen; heme binding. The record is from RefSeq and is a predicted model, not a curated record.
AUGGGUCUUAUCACAGAUAUUCUGGACGGUGUCUGCAAAUAUUGCUCAACGCAGUCAAUAUGGAUGCUUGGAGGAGUUGGAUUACUGUCGCUGCUCGCUGUGGCUGUCGUUGUCAACGUCUUGCGCCAGCUUCUUUUCAAAAAUCCCAACGAACCCCCCCUUGUCUUCCAUUGGUUUCCCUUCAUUGGUAGCACCAUCAGUUAUGGCAUUGAUCCAUAUAAGUUCUUUUUCGAUUGUCGGGCGAAGUAUGGUGAUAUCUUCACAUUCAUCCUCCUUGGCAAGAAGACAACCGUAUACCUCGGCACCAAGGGCAAUGACUUUAUUUUGAAUGGCAAGCUACGAGAUGUGUGCGCCGAAGAAGUUUACUCGCCAUUAACUACGCCUGUCUUCGGACGCCAUGUCGUGUACGAUUGCCCCAACGCCAAGCUCAUGGAGCAGAAGAAGUUUGUCAAAUUCGGUCUCACAUCCGAUGCACUCCGUUCAUAUGUACAUCUGAUCACGGACGAACUCGAGAGUUUUGUCAAAUCUUCUUCAGCUUUCCAGGGGCCCAAGGGCGUUUUCGAUGUAUGCAAGACAAUCGCUGAGAUCACCAUCUAUACUGCCUCGCGGUCGCUUCAAGGGAAGGAAGUUCGGAACAAGUUUGAUUCUACAUUUGCUGAGCUGUAUCAUGAUCUUGACAUGGGAUUCGCUCCUAUCAACUUCAUGUUGCCCUGGGCUCCUCUGCCCCAUAACCGGAAGCGUGAUGCUGCACAGCGGAAGUUGACAGAAACAUACAUGGAGAUAAUUAAAGCGCGCCGUCAGGCUGGAAACGAGAAGGACUCCGAAGAUAUGGUCUGGAACCUCAUGUCUUGUGUGUACAAGAAUGGUGUUCCAGUCCCCGACGAAGAAAUCGCACACAUGAUGAUUGCGUUAUUGAUGGCGGGCCAACAUUCCUCCUCUUCUACUGCCGCUUGGAUUGUUCUUCGUCUUGCAACGCGGCCGGAUAUUAUGGAAGAACUCUACCAGGAGCAAUUACGUGUCCUUGGAUCCGAUCUUCCCCCUCUUACCUACGACAGCCUGCAAAAGCUGGAUCUGCAUGCAAAGGUUAUCAAGGAGACUCUACGUCUACACGCACCGAUUCACUCUAUCAUUCGAGCUGUGAAGAACCCAAUGCCGGUAGAAGGUACACCUUAUGUGAUUCCGACCUCCCACAAUGUUCUUUCCUCUCCAGGCGUCACUGCGCGAUCUGAAGAGCAUUUUGCUGAUCCCCUUGAAUGGAAUCCUCACCGCUGGGAUGAGCAUAUCGUCGAGAAUGAUGAGGAUGAAGAGAAGAUCGACUAUGGAUACGGCCUCGUCAACAAAGGCACUAACAGCCCAUAUCUUCCUUUCGGUGCUGGACGACACAGGUGUAUCGGCGAGCAAUUUGCGUAUGUCCAACUUGGCACUAUUACCGCUGGACUUGCGCGGUUAUUCAAAUUUCGUAAUCUGCCAGAUAUUGAAGGCAUCCCAGACACGGACUACUCGUCUUUAUUCUCCAAGCCUCUGGGCAAAUCUGUUGUACAAUUUGAGAAGCGCGAGCCUGCUCUCAAAGCAUGA